Messenger RNA from Scleropages formosus (Asian bonytongue), 938 nucleotides. Its product is annotated as dolichyl-diphosphooligosaccharide--protein glycosyltransferase subunit dad1-like. The record is from RefSeq and is a predicted model, not a curated record. Gene Ontology annotation, biological process: protein N-linked glycosylation. NCBI's taxonomy places the organism in Eukaryota, Metazoa, Chordata, Actinopteri, Osteoglossiformes, Osteoglossidae. Bases 301 to 642 code for a protein of 113 amino acids. The transcript has 3 exons. Gene Ontology annotation, cellular component: oligosaccharyltransferase complex; membrane.
UUAUACGUGAAGUACAGUGUUAUGGAAUUGUGAACACGAACUCUUACUCCCCAGCGUGUUGCCAAAUAUGGUGAUAUUCAGUUAUUUAUUUAUUUUUUUUAAACGUUUUCACAUUAUUUCCUUUUUGACAAAAUGUGCAGACGGACCAUAUAGCGGCUGCACCCGGAACUUCCGAUUUAUUGACACGUCACUCAAAUUUGAGUCUUGUUCAGCGCGUCUGUAGCUCGCAGAGAGAUAGGAGUCCGAAUUACAUAGUGGAUUCUUUUGUUAAUUGUAAGCGCGGUGUGAGGGCACGGAGUCAUGUCGAGUUCAGUGUUCUCAGUGUUGAGUAAGUUUGUGGCGGAGUACAGGCGCAGCACGCCGGCCAAACUAAAGGUGGUGGACGCGUAUCUCCUGUACAUUCUGCUCACCGGAGCCCUGCAGUUCUUCUACUGCGUGCUGGUGGGAACCUUCCCCUUCAACAGCUUCUUGUCUGGCUUCAUAUCUUGCGUCGGAGCCUUCGUCUUGGGCGUCUGUCUGCGGAUCCAGAUCAAUCCCCAGAAUAAGAGUGAGUUCCUGUCUUUAUCUCCGGAGAGAGCGUUCGCAGACUUCUUGUUCGCCCACGCGAUUCUCCAUCUUGUGGUCGUCAACUUCAUUGGUUGAGAUAUGGUCGUGUCCCACUGGAGUGAGGUUGAUAAAGAGGAGAAGAAACCGAGACCAAAGUGCUGGAGCUCUACCAGCAUUGCAGACUGCAGCUCCACAACUGCAGUGCCUGUGAGAAACAGUGCUGAUGAUUCAUUGCAACUGCACUGUAGUGACUGGAAUGGCAUUCCUUCAUCAUUCCUAUAGUGUUUGUGUUUUGGCAAUUUGUACAUUUUGCAUAGAUACAUAAAUUUUCUUUUGGUAUUUUUCUCAAAAACUUGAGCAGUCACUUUGGAAUUAAAACAUUUUGGAACAAA